Grosmannia clavigera kw1407 is the source of this 2100-nucleotide messenger RNA. RefSeq names its product armadillo repeat protein. Bases 1 to 2100 code for a protein of 699 amino acids. The transcript has 2 exons. Lineage: Eukaryota; Fungi; Ascomycota; Sordariomycetes; Ophiostomatales; Ophiostomataceae. The record is from RefSeq and is a predicted model, not a curated record. Gene Ontology annotation, biological process: protein import into nucleus; ribosomal large subunit biogenesis.
AUGGGAAAGUCACGACGCAAUAGGGCCGGUGCAUCUAACCGCUCCGAUCCAGUGGGCGGCCGUCCUAGGACAGUCAAGGAGCCUUCUGACCCACAGCUGGCGGCUCUCCGUAACGACAAGAUCUUGCCAGUGGUGAAGGAUCUCAGAAGCGCCGAUCCUAAGACACGCACAACAGCAGCAGGCGCUAUUGCCAACAUCGUCGAGGACUCAAAAUGCCGGAAGUUGCUGCUCCGGGAGCAGAUCGUGCAUAUCGUCCUUACUGAGACGCUGGCUGACUCCAGCAUCGAGAGCAGGGCCGCCGGCUGGGAAAUUCUCAACGUGCUGGCACAGAAUGAAGAAAGCGAUUUCUGUGUGCAUCUGUUCCGUUGCGACGUACUGACACCUGCAGAACAUGCUCUGAGCCAGGUUCUUGAAACUCUGCAGUCUACGGAGACACCAUUCUCCAAGUUGACCAAGGCGCAGCAGGAAUUUGUGUGGAGAAUCACCUUGUCCAUCAUUGACCUGGUUGGGCAGCUGGCUGAAGCACGGAGCGAGAUUCUCGAGGCGGUAACAGGCAAUGCUGCCAUAACACGAGCAUUCUUUGCGUUGGUGUGCACCUCAGCGGCACCAUUCGAAAUCCACUGGGCUGCUGUGACGUGCCUUGCUCGGCUGUGCGACGACCAGCGUGCCCUCUCACAAGCCGUAGUCGAUGACCAGGUAAGCGGCUGCUACCAGUCGCUGCUGAAGCUCACAGAAGCCGGCGGACCCAUGGCGGUGGCUGCGUGCUCCGUCCUGCAUUCGGUGUUUGCGACGCUCGAAUGGUUUGACCACAGUCCUGGCAGGGAUGGUGCCUCAGAUGCGAUCCUUGUUCCCGUCCUGACGAAGGCGCUGGAGCAGCAACAGCAAGAGCCGAAGGAUAAGGCAGAGGACCACUCGACUGAGGUUCUAGGCCAGGCGCUCCAAGUGCUGGCCAUGAUGGGGACCACGCUGGAUACGUCGUUGGAGAAGGGCAACCGUGACGAGGUGGCACUGCUCGGCGGUGCCAGGAAAGGGGCUCUCUUGGACGAGGGCGAAGAGCUUGCCGGUGGAGAUGACGACAGCGAAGCCGGCGAAGGCAGCGAUGCGGAGAUGAUGGAGGACGAGGAGGAAGGCGUCCUUACGAUUAACGGCAAGAAGAGAGGGAAAGAGCCCAAGACGGACGGAUCCGAUGCGGGUGGCGAAUCGGACGAGGAGAUGGACGAUGCCGACUUGGACGCAGACAUGGAAAAUGUGACGGGUGCCGACGAGAAGGACGCAGAAGUCUCGGAGCUGGGUGACCUCCCGACGCUGCGCGAACUGAUCGGAACGGCGGUGCCGCAGAUCAUGCGGGUUGUGAAGGCACGGCCACAAGACGUGGAUGAGGCAGCCUUGGCCAUCCGACUGGACGCGUUGUCGGCUCUCAACAACAUCGCGUGGACGGUGUCGUGCAUCGACCUCGCGGAUGAGGGCAAUGCGGGCAUCCGACAGGCAUGGGGCCGGGCAGCACGACAGAUCUGGCUCGAGGUGGUGCGGCCGCUGGUGACUGGUGCGAUCACAGUAGACCUGCAGGUGGCGGCCAAGGUGACGGGCCUGGCCUGGGCGCUGGCGCGGGUUCUGGGCGGCGAGACGCCAGCGGACGCCGGAGAGCAGGAGCGGUUCAUGGCCAUGCGGGAUUCUCUGAGCGGCAGCAGCGGAGAGAGCGGAGAGAGCGUGGAUGGUAGCGACCCAUUUCAGAGUCCUUCUGUGAUGUGUAUCGGGGUGCUUGGGCAAAUGGCACGUGACCCGGCGCCGGUGGCCACCAACCGCAAGAUUGGCGAGUACUUCCUCGGGGUAGUAGAGGCGCUGCCGGCGACACCGAUAGCCGACGCGGUCGAGGCGCUGAACCAACUCUUUGACAUCUACGGCGACGAGAAGGCCGAGUGCGACAAGGCUGUGUUCUGGCCGGGCAAGUUUCUGGCGCGGCUGGAGGCGGACGUGGCCAAGAUCAAGGCGGCAGCCAAGACGAUCGACAAGCGGACAGCAUCAGAGCUGCGGACGCGCACCGACGAAGCCGUGCUCAACCUCGGGCGCUUUGUGCAGUACAAGAAGAAGCAUGCGUCCUGA